AUGUCGCUUUCCCCAGCAAAGGCGAUGGAGAGCAUCUCAAGCUGCUCCGCAUACAUUCCUAUAUAUAAGAAAACCUUAUCAGUUAGAAGCCCGGAGAUGGAUAGCCUCUUCAAACCCUUGCACGACUGCACAAUAGCCCCAAAACCCUCGUCCAGGGGUAGAUUUGUCACUGCAUCUGGUAUGGUCGGGUUUAGGGUGCAUAGCCGAAAACGGAUGAAAUUGGGGCAGUUCUUAGCCACCGUGAUGAGGGCCGCAUUCAGUAUCGAAUUUAGCUUGGGGCAUCCGCACGAUAUGGAAACUAGCCCUUCUUCUGUUACGCCCGCAAAACCCACGCCGUACAAGUCUGAUGGGAAAACCCUAAGCUCUUCAAGUUCUUUGCAUGUGGAGCCCACAACACCAAGCCCUUUAUCCUCAAUGAAUCUUCUCAAGAGCAUCAAGAGGCACCGUUGGAUUCAUCCUGAGGCUCCUAAGGUUGGGACUUCUCGCUACCAGUCGCUCAAGAGCCGUUACAUUGACAUCACCUCUAAGGCAUGCAAAAUUUAA
Messenger RNA from Striga asiatica, 543 nucleotides. NCBI's taxonomy places the organism in Eukaryota, Viridiplantae, Streptophyta, Magnoliopsida, Lamiales, Orobanchaceae. The record is from the annotation of a GenBank genome assembly.